This is a messenger RNA of Scatophagus argus, 1994 nucleotides long. Its product is annotated as zinc finger protein AEBP2-like. The transcript has 8 exons. Bases 140 to 1510 code for a protein of 456 amino acids. NCBI's taxonomy places the organism in Eukaryota, Metazoa, Chordata, Actinopteri, Scatophagidae. Gene Ontology annotation, biological process: regulation of transcription by RNA polymerase II. The record is from RefSeq and is a predicted model, not a curated record. Gene Ontology annotation, cellular component: ESC/E(Z) complex.
AUGAGGAGUCUCGACGUCACUAAAACCCCCUGCUGGGUUUUACGCUUGAAGCGGAGAGUGUGAGUGGAGGAAGAAGGGCAGCCUGGGGGCAACUUUUCGAGUGGAGCAUCAUAAAAAUAGGUUUUCGUGUCGUUCAAAAAUGGCUCAGAUAACAAGCGAAGGGGCCGAACAAGAUUCUCAGCCGUCGUCGGAUCAAAACGUCACCGGUGAAACAGCAGAAACCGGCAAGGAGGGACAGGCCGUGCCGGACCCCAAACAGGAACCGGGCGACAACAACGAGAACAGAGCAAGAAUGGACGUGAACAGUGGUCGUGGUGUGGUGGGGGAGCACGGGGACAGUCCGUCUCCUGUCCCCGACUCCGGCAUAGAAACAGCAUUACCGACCGAAAAAAGGGACAACGGUGAAGGGGAAACCGGUGGUAAACUCUCUGAACCGGGGAAAAGUCCCGUACAGGGGAGUUUGGCGAGUAGCACUGAUUCCGCACAAGAGGGCUCCCGGGUGCUGAAACAAGAACAAAGAGAGGGAGAGAACGUGUCCUCUUCACCGCCUCCCGACCGCACAAAGACCGCGGAGAAAGCCGAGCACGGUACCAAAAGACGGGCCAGCGUAGAACUGACCUCGUCGGAUGGAGAGCCGCUCAGUCGGAUGGAUUCAGAAGACAGUAUCAGCAGCACCCUGAUGGACAUGGAGAGCACGGCGUCCAGUGGUCGCUCCACGCCGGCGAUGCUCAACGGUCACAGCGGGGGCGCGACGGCCGGGGGCGGUCCGGCACCUGCUGGGGCCAAGUCUCUGAGCUACACGUGCUGUUGGGAUCACUGCCAGCUUCUGUUUCCCAGCAGCCCCGACCUGGCAGAACACAUCAGGGCCACGCAUGUGGACGGACAGAGAGGAGGGGUGUUUGUGUGUCUGUGGAAGGGUUGUAAGGUGUACAACACACCGUCCACCAGUCAGAGCUGGCUCCAGAGACACAUGCUGACUCACAGCGGGGACAAGCCAUUCAAGUGUGUGGUGGGAGGCUGCAACGCCACUUUCGCCUCUCAGGGGGGGCUCGCCCGUCAUGUCCCCACUCACUUCAGCUCACAGAGUUCAUCCAAAGUGUCCAGUCAGGGAAAAGUGAAGGAGGAGUCUCCAUCCAAGGCCGGCCUCAACAAGAGGAGGAAGCUCAAGAACAAACACAGACGCUCCCUCCCCCGACCUCAUGAUUUCUUUGACGCUCAGACCAUGGACGCUAUCCGCCAUCGAGCCAUCUGCCUCAACCUGGCAACACACAUCGAGAGCCUGGGCAACGGACACAGUGUGGUCUUCCACAGCACGGUAAUAGCCAGGAGGAAAGAGGACUCUGGGAAAGUGAAGGUCUUGUUGCACUGGACACCUGAAGACAUAUUGCCAGAUGUGUGGGUGAAUGAGAGUGACAGACUGCAGCAGAAGACCAAGGUGGUUCAUCUGUCCAAGCUACCCACAGACACAGCUGUACUCCUGGAUCCCAACAUCUACAGGAUGUUCUUCUAACCACCUCAAGAGGAACUCCAUUGUCAAUUCCUGCUAAUCCAACCUCGAGGAGAUGGAACCCCCCCCCCCCCCCCCCUUUAACCUGCAUCUUCAAGUUCCUCUUCUUCUCUCCUCCCUCUGCCAGAGGAUUCUGGGAGUUGAGUGACUUAGUUGUCAUGGCUGUUUGAGGUCUCCAGUGUUUUCUCCAUUAGGUGCUGAGUUUACUGAGGAGAUGUUGCUUGUUUUAGGUAACACAACUAGACUGAAAACUAACUAACAGGAGUAUAACUGUAGACAGUUAGACAUAUGUAGAGAGAAGAUGUCUUUGUAAAUACUUGAGAUUUGUAAUAUAUUUUUAUACCUUGAAUUUUUUUACUGUACUGUAGAUAGGUGUCUUUUUCUGCCAGACAUUUUUAAAUAGAUGAUUUAAAAACUGAUAAUAUCUGUAAUGUGCAUAUAGCCGGCAUUGCUCUGGUUUAAUUUCAUUAAACUUUUCCAACCUCCA